Messenger RNA from Laetiporus sulphureus 93-53, 914 nucleotides. RefSeq lists its product as uncharacterized. The record is from RefSeq and is a predicted model, not a curated record. The coding region runs from base 222 to 689 and encodes 155 amino acids. The transcript has a single exon. NCBI's taxonomy places the organism in Eukaryota, Fungi, Basidiomycota, Agaricomycetes, Polyporales, Laetiporaceae.
UAUGAACAGUCACUAACGACUUUAGCGCGCUCGCGAGAGGAGCGCCACAAAAGUCGGCUUGCCAGCAUGAGACUGCCGAAUUCGCGAGAUGUACCAUCGCCGUGCCUGUGUCUGACGCCACGACGGACGUGUUCCACUCACCACACUAAACGACGCGAGACCUUUCCCACCCAGUACGCGUAGCGCCGACAGCUUCAACACAGUCGUCCAGGGCUGUUACGAUGCUCGGCUUUCCAACCCCAUGGCCAAUGCAUUCGAGACAUGUUCGUCGCCCAGCCCAUUCUGCGGUCUUUCUAUGUCGAGGUCAGGCGCCUAGUUGGCAUUUCCAGCCCGAGGUUGCUCUUGACUCGGAUGUUGAUGCGGAUACACCAACUGCAAGUUCCCGGCCCCGGCCCACCGUUUCUUUGCAAGAAUCGUGUGCGUAUCGCAUGCCCACUUUCGGCACAAUCACUCACAUGCAUAGCUAUCUUUCAGACAGCGCGCUGCCAUUGCAAGAGUGCUUUCCCCAGGGCCAUCCUGAUCGUCAGCUGCCCAGCGCACGGUCGCUACGUUCACGCCCCGUCCUUCGCGCGGUCUGUCCCGUAGGACCUCGCAAGCCCGUGUUUGGCGCUAGCCAUCAGUGUUCCCAAACCGCUCUGUCCGACGGAUGCGAUCUUUCUGAGGCAGCACGACCGCGUCACGGCAUUUAGGACUCGUCUAAACGAGCCAUCUCAUCAUAUAUACGUCCCUCUCCCCUCGGCCGCUGACGUGGACGCGCUCACUGCCAGUUCUCCGGCUGCAGCCAGACUGCUGCUUUGCAAGACGCUCCCUCGCCGUCUUGUGGAUAUCGCAUGUCCACGUCUGGCGCAAUCACUGACACGUCCAUGUCAUCGUUCUAGACGGACGCUGUGAUGCCCUCAUGAGGCCGGCUUGCG